Molecule: messenger RNA, 1560 nt
Organism: Cuscuta epithymum
Lineage: Eukaryota; Viridiplantae; Streptophyta; Magnoliopsida; Solanales; Convolvulaceae
Source: the annotation of a GenBank genome assembly
GUUGCAUAUCAUCCGCGUGCACGUCUACGAACCUGCAGAACCUGACCAUCUUAUCAAACACGAGCUUGAGGAAAUGUCGAGCGGCGAAGAACCGAUUGAGGAAUCUAAUGGAGAUUCAUCGGUGAAUGUGACGCUAAAUCUCAAAGAUCGAUCAAAGAAAAUGGUGAAGACGAAGGAGAAGACGAAGCAGAUCUUGUCGGAGCAUGCAGAUAAGAUUGCCAAACGGGCUGAAGAGCAUGAGACCUUCAUCACCAAGGUUACUCAUCUACUUGGUGUUCUUGGGUUUGGGGCAUUUUGCUUUAUUUUGGGUGCAAGGCCACAAGACAUUCCUUAUGUAUACUGUGUGUUCUAUGUCACCUUUGUUCCACUUCGGUGGAUUUACUACCGUUAUAAGAAAUGGCAUUAUUAUCUUUUGGAUUUUUGCUACUACGCUAAUACAAUAUUCAUAAUCACAAUUCUCUUUUAUCCUCAGAAUGAAAAACUUUUCAUGGUUUGUUUCUCAUUUGCAGAGGGCCCGUUGGCAUGGGCAUUGAUUGUUUGGCGAUGUAGCCUUGUUUUUAGCUCUGCCGAUAAAAUCGUUAGUGUCUUCAUACAUCUCUUACCUGGAUUGGUUUUCUUCACAAUUCGGUGGUGGGAUCCUGUUUAUUUUGGAGCCAUGCAUCCAGAAGGAAAUGACCGUAGAGCUUCAUGGCCUUACGCAGAAAGCAAAUCCUACCUCUGGACAUGGCUUUUUUUGGUCCCCUUGAUAACAUACACUCUCUGGCAGAUUCUCUAUUUUCUCAUUGUUGAUGUGUUACGCCGCCAAAGAUUUUUAAAAGAUCCUGAGGUCAUGACUUCUUACAGGGAGCUAUCAAAAAAAGCCCAGAAAGCAAACAACAUGUGGUGGCGUCUGAGUGGGUUGCUUGGGGACGAGAACCGCCUGUUGAUGUACAUUCUUCUGCAAGCAGUGUUUACUAUGGCAACCACGGCACUGACCGUACCCAUAUUUUUAUCAUACGAGUUGCACGUGACCUUUCAAAUCCUCAAGAUCUCUGCAUCUACAUGGAACGGAGGGAACUUUUUGGUAGAAGUGAUGCCCAGACAGGCAAUUCUCAAGCAGCAGAAGCAGAAAUCGGAGAUCACUACUUCUGGCCAGUAGCAAGUAGUUGUUCUAGUGAUUAAUGUCCUGUCUAUCCUCUGAAACUAACCCCAGCCCCUUUGCCCUGCUCAAGGGCCCUUCCUGCUGCUGGCUUUCCCCUUCUCCUCCCUCCAACCUCCAACAUCAAUGGGAAAGACCAGAAGACUAGAUUCUUCACUGAAAACAUCUAGGGGAAAAACAGUUUCAAGCAGCUGGGGCAAACACUACAAAAAUUAACCUUUAUGCUGUUGUCAUGUAUUGCCAUUUUAGAAAAUUCAACAAGUACAUACGAAGCAUGCUUAUCUAUAUUUCUUACAUCCACAGCUUUUCGAAAUUGAAAAACCUUUUCGGAAUAUGUAACUUACAUAAACAUCCAAUUCCAUCGUAAUUACACAUUUUAUACUGAGCGUUAUUGCGUACAACACCAAAAACACUUUUGUCGC